Molecule: messenger RNA, 945 nt
Organism: Carica papaya (papaya)
Lineage: Eukaryota; Viridiplantae; Streptophyta; Magnoliopsida; Brassicales; Caricaceae
Source: RefSeq, a predicted model, not a curated record
AUUGACAAUGCUAGUAUACUGAUCAUGCAGUUGGUUAUCUUCUUGGCUUAGGCGAUCGACAUCCGAGUAAUCUUAUGCUACACCGCUACAGCGGAAAGAUAUUGCACAUAGAUUUUGGAGACUGUUUUGAGGCUUCAAUGAACCGGGAGAAGUUUCCUGAAAAAGUUCCCUUCCGCUUGACUAGAAUGCUUGUGAAAGCAAUGGAGGUUAGUGGUAUUGAGGGAAACUUCCGUUCGACCUGUGAAAAUGUGAUGCAAGUUCUUCGAACAAACAAGGACAGUGUUAUGGCAAUGAUGGAGGCCUUUGUUCAUGAUCCUCUCAUUAAUUGGCGUCUUUUCAAUUUCAAUGAAGUCCCACAAAUGUCAGUGUUUUCAAGCACUCAUGUUCCUCCUGUUGUGAAUGCCGAAGAAUCUGCUCAAAAUAGGGAGCUUCUUCAGCCUCAACGGGGUGCUCGUGAAAGGGAGCUUCUACAGGCUGUUAAUCAACUCGGUGAUGCUAAUGAGGUUUUGAAUGAACGUGCUAUCAUUGUGAUGGCUCGUAUGAGUCACAAACUGACAGGACGUGAUUUUUCUUCGUGUUCUUCAUUAUCUCCUGGAUCUAUGCAAUAUGCUGUGGACCACAGUACAUUGAUCUCUGGUGACGCUCGUGAAGUCGAACAUGGUUUGUCUGUCAAAUUGCAAGUUCAAAAGUUGAUUGGCCAGGCUACAUCUCAUGAAAAUUUGUGCCAAAAUUAUGUCGGAUGGUGUCCUUUCUGGUAAGCAGCAGAAGAUAUGUUGAUACUGUAUGUAUAUAAUGUACAUAGCUGACCCAGCAGUGAUCAAUAGUGCUAAUUUAUUGUGCUAGUAUUCUCUUGUAAUCUGUAAUUUGAUGUAUAUCGAUACUGCUGCAUUGGUAAUGUAUAGACACUACACCAAUUAAUGAAACUCUUUUUUUUUUUUUUUUUUU